Messenger RNA from Aspergillus brunneoviolaceus CBS 621.78, 672 nucleotides. Its product is annotated as transcription factor TFIIF complex subunit. Lineage: Eukaryota; Fungi; Ascomycota; Eurotiomycetes; Eurotiales; Aspergillaceae. Gene Ontology annotation, biological process: regulation of DNA-templated transcription. The record is from RefSeq and is a predicted model, not a curated record. Bases 1 to 672 code for a protein of 223 amino acids. The transcript has 3 exons.
AUGCCCGAUGUCGAAAGAAAUGUCCGUCUACUGACGGAGCAGCACAUCCUGAACAAAGACUUCAGCGUCGAAACAUUUUCCCUACAAUCAUGGUCAAUUGAUUUCUACCUGGUUAACAACUAUAGCGAGCUGGUCCCCGCAAACGUCUUCGACCAGGUGACAUACACACUGCACCCGAGUUUCGGCCCGCGGGCUGUUCAAACUUUGAAGAAUUUUCCAUUUAUAAUUUGCGAGGAAGGAUGGGAUGAAUUCGACAUGGAGGUCGGCCCAAUUGCCGCCGACAAGAAGUAUUUCGUCACGCAUGACCUCAACUUCGCGCAGGCGCGCUACGAAUCCAAGCACGUUAUCACCUUCAAGAACCCCAAGCCUCCGCUGCAAUCGCUAGUGUAUAAAUCCGGCCCCGUUCCUGGCGACAAAGACAGAGUCAAGUCGAAACGCGCCGCGGGAGGUUUCAAUUCGGUUGACAUGGACAAGCUGGUCGAUGGCCUCCAGCGUCUUGGCGAAGAUGACCUUCUCCAAAUAGUGCAGAUGGAAUUGGAUGACAACAAGGCCCCGGACUCAUAUACCAAGAACGAUGUCGAGCAGGUUGAAUUCCACGUCGACCUCCAUAUCUUACCCGACAACCUAAUCAAGAUACUCGAGGAAUUCACGCAAGAAAAACGUGCUUUGUGA